Penicillium brevicompactum is the source of this 1305-nucleotide messenger RNA. Its product is annotated as RNA-binding protein. The coding region runs from base 1 to 1305 and encodes 434 amino acids. Gene Ontology annotation, cellular component: nucleolus. The transcript is spliced from 3 exons. Gene Ontology annotation, molecular function: RNA binding. Lineage: Eukaryota; Fungi; Ascomycota; Eurotiomycetes; Eurotiales; Aspergillaceae. The record is from RefSeq and is a predicted model, not a curated record. Gene Ontology annotation, biological process: maturation of LSU-rRNA from tricistronic rRNA transcript (SSU-rRNA, 5.8S rRNA, LSU-rRNA).
AUGGCUCCCGAUAAGAAAAUUUCAAAGCGCAAGGCUGCGCCUGUCGCCGCCGACUCUCCCGCCAAAAAAACUAAGAAGGCCGAGGCCAAGACCGAAGCACCCAAGGCGGAUGCUCCCAAGUCCAAGGCGGACAAGCCUGAGUCUACUCGUCAGAUGAGGCCUCGCAAGCGUGCUGCCGACUUCCUCACCGAUGAGGAGACCGAAAAGCCUGCGCCUGCCGUGAAGGCUGACAAGAAGACCGAGAAGAAGGCUGCCGAGAAGCCUGCUGCUAAGAAGUCUAAGAAGGAGGAGACUAAGGCCUCUCCCGCUGCUAAGAAGGCCGCACCCAAGAAGGCUGCCGCUAAGAAGACCGAGAAGAAGACCGAGCCCGUCGAAUCUGAAGAUGAGGAGGAGGCCGAGGUCCCUGCCGUGACCAUUGACGAAGAGUCUGGUUCCGAGGGCGAGGAUGACCAGACUGCCAACCUGAUCAAGGGCUUCGAGAGCAGCGAUGACGAGGACGAUUCCGGUGAAGGCUACAAGGAGGGCGAGCCCAUCCCCAAGGCCCCCGAUACCAAGAAGGCUGAGCGCAAGCUUGCAAAGGCCCUCGCGAAGGAGCUGAAGAAGAACGGACCCCCGAGGAGCCCGGUACCUCGCAUUCCUCACGGUUUCUACGAGCACCAGAUGAAGGCUUACUUCUCUCAAUUCGGUGAUAUCACCCGUCUCCGUCUCUCUCGCAACCGCCACACCGGUCGCUCCAAGCACUACGCCUUCAUUGAGUUCUCCUCCACCACUGUCGCCAAGAUUGUCGCCGAGACCAUGGACAACUACCUCAUGUACGGCCACAUCGUCAAGUGCAAGUUCGUUCCCAAGGAGCAGCUCCACGCCGAGGUCUUCAAGGGCGCCAACCGCCGCUUCAAGGUCACUCCCUGGAACCGCAUUGAGAAGAAGCGUCUUGAGAAGGGCAAGACCCGUGAGCAAUGGACCAAGAGCAACGAGGCCGAGCAGAAGAAGCGUCUGGCCAAGGCCAAGAAGCUCAAGGCUCUGGGCUACGAGCUCCCUCUUCCUCAGCUGAGGAGUGUCGACGAUGUCCCUGUUCAGGACGUCACCAAGGCUAUUGAGGGCGAGACCGAGCUUGUCAAGGCCAUCGAGCCUGCUGUUGAGGAGCCCAAGGCUGUUGAGGCUGCCCCUACCGAUGAUACCCCCAAGAAGACCAAGAAGGGCAAGAACACUGAAGAGAAGGAGGUGGUAGAGUCACCGGCUGCCAAGUCGCCUGCUGCUAAGAAGGGCAAGGCUACCAAGAAGGCUGCUAAGAAGGUCAAGGCCUAG